AUGGCCGGAAGAGAGGUGUUACGUCAGGGUCUCAGGUAUCAGGUGGGUGAUGGCUCACUUAUCUCCCUCUGGCAUGACCCCUGGUUGCCUCUUCCUUCAUCCUUCCUACCGUUUUCGCCCAUUAUGGAGGGGACUGAUGACUGGAUGGUAGCAGAUCUCAUCGAUGAAGAGAAUAGAGAGUGGUUAGUCGGGUUGUUGAACGAACUAUUUACUGAGGGGGAGGUGAGUAAGAUUGCGGCCAUUCCGUUGAGUCUUCGACAAGCAAGUGAUCGUUUGAUUUGGCAUUUCGAUUCUAAAGGGGUGUAUAAUGUUAAGAGUGGGUAUCACACUUUUUUCCACUCUCAAAAAAUGGUGCAGAAGGCCUCGACGUCUUCGGCAAUCGCUGGGGGUCAUCUAAGACGGUAUUGGACCAAAAUCUGGUACGCCACUGUGCCUCCCAAGGUUAAGAUUUUUAUUUGGAGGCUUUUGCAUGGUGCUAUUCCCACCAGGUCAGCACUAUCUCAACGUAAAGUACAAUUGCAUGAUCUUAAUUGUGUCCUCUGCCAAAGCUCUAUUGAAACAGUAAAGCAUGUGUUCAAGGAUUGUGAUGCACUCCAAUGUUUUUGGAGAUUUAGCCCAUUAAAGCUUUGUGCUAGGACCCAUGCUGCACCUAGUAUUAAAGAAUGGAUUCUUGAUUUGCUGGAUGUGUUGACUAGUGAACAGGUAGAUUUGUUUUUUAUGGCUCUUUGGGCUAUCUGGACUGAGAGGAAUAAUCUAGUAUGGAAGGGUGGAAAUUUUCAGCCUAUGCAUAUGAUUCAAUGGUGCAUUAAGAGCUUGGAGGAUUUUCAACAAUAUCAUCCGAAAGCUACUAGGAAAAAGAAAAGGCCGAUGACCAAAUGGCAAUGUCCACCUCGUGGAAGACUGAAGAUAAAUAUUGAUGGGGCUUUUAGAGCUGAUUGUGGGACUGGAGGAAUUGGGGUGGUGGUCAGGGAUGAUUUGGGCACGGGUAUUGCCGCUAUUGCAAGGCCUUUUCUGCAUGCACACUCAGCCAUUAAUAUGGAAGCUGAGGCGUGCAGAGCUGGUCUUCUUCUUGGUAUUCACCAAGGUUGGACGGAAAUUGACAUUGAGAGCGAUUCUGCCCUUCUGAUUGCUGCACUCAAUUCUGAGGAGGAUAAUUUCUCGGAGGGUUUAGGGCCAAAUUGUAGGGCAAAAGGGCGGGCAAUGCCAAAUGCUAGCAAUUCGAAUAUUGAUCUGCAGAGAAUUCAUCUUAAGGUUUAG
Rosa rugosa (rugosa rose) is the source of this 1257-nucleotide messenger RNA. RefSeq lists its product as uncharacterized. Bases 1 to 1257 code for a protein of 418 amino acids. NCBI's taxonomy places the organism in Eukaryota, Viridiplantae, Streptophyta, Magnoliopsida, Rosales, Rosaceae. Gene Ontology annotation, molecular function: nucleic acid binding; RNA-DNA hybrid ribonuclease activity. The record is from RefSeq and is a predicted model, not a curated record. The transcript has 2 exons.